Messenger RNA from Colletotrichum higginsianum IMI 349063, 1695 nucleotides. RefSeq names its product Lysr family regulatory protein. The transcript has 2 exons. The coding region runs from base 1 to 1695 and encodes 564 amino acids. The record is from RefSeq and is a predicted model, not a curated record. NCBI's taxonomy places the organism in Eukaryota, Fungi, Ascomycota, Sordariomycetes, Glomerellales, Glomerellaceae.
AUGGACUACGUACGCUCCCUCAUCGGCGUCAAAACGAAGCGUAUCCGUGUGCCCAGGGUGGCCACGGACGACGUCUACCCCGUCCACUUCUUCGACGACACGAAGCCCUUCCGCGAGAUGCUCCUCAACUGGACCCUCCGCUUCGACGACGUCCUCGACGCCGAAAAGCUCCACGUCUCGCUCUCCAAGCUCCUGGAGAUUGGCGAUUGGAGGAAGCUCGGCGGACGUAUGCGCUUGACUGACGACAACAAACUCGAGCUCCACGUCCCCCAGCAGUUCACCACCGCCCGCCCCGCCAUCCGCUUCUCCCAUGACGUCCACGACUUCAGCAUCAAGGAGCACAACACGGCCAAGCACCUCCCCACCGCCACCGCCAAGGCGUCCGUCCAGCCCGGCGUCAUCAACUUCUACCACCUCGGCGCCCGCCAGGAUGCGCCCCUGACCCUCGAGGACCUCCUCUGCUCCGACGAGCCCGGCAUCUCGCUGCACGUCGUCUCCUUCAACGACGCCACCCUCGUCGGACUGCUCUUCUCCCACGUCCUCUUCGGCGCCGCCGGCAUGCAGGCCCUCGUCGAGGCCUGGUCCCAGGUCCUCGCGGGCCGCGAGGUCGAGGUCCCCGCCAUCCACGGCGCCCGCAAGGACAUCCUCGACGACGUCGGCGUCGAGACGGACCCGGAGAAGGAGCCCUUCCUGCUCGACCCCCGACAGCUCAAGGGCUUCCGCCGCUUCCGCUUCGGCCUGCGCUUCCUCUGGGACAUCGUCCGCCGCCCCGAGAUCGAGUCCAAGAUCCUCUGUCUGCCCGCCGACUUCGUCGCCGCCCUCCGCGCCCGCGCCAUGGCCGACCUGCACGCCAUGGACGAGAAGGGCCUCGGCACCGAGGAGGCCCCCUUCGUCAGCGAGGGCGACGUCCUCACCGCCUGGUGGACCCGCCUCGUCUGCCUCGCCCGCGGCUCCAACCGGCCCGUCACCGUCCUCAACGCCGUCGACAUCACCGGCCGCCUCAAGAGCGUCUUCGCCCCGGGCAAGCUCUACGUCCAGAACUUCGCCCUCGGCACCUGGACCCUCCUCAGCGCCGCCGAGGUCAUGAAGGCCCCCCUCGGCUACGUCGCCCGCUGCUUCCGCUACGACAUCCAGACCCAGACCACCCCGUCCCAGAUCAUGGCCUUCAUGCGCCGCCUGCGCUCCUGCGGCCGCUGCCGGACCCAGCCUUUGUUCGGCGAUACCAACAGCCUGCUCAUCAUCUUCACCAACUGGGCCCGCUGCAAGUUCUUUGAUUGUAUCGACUUCUCCCCGGCUGUCAUCCCCCGCAUCUCAGAACCUGUUGCUUCAGAUGCUGCUGCUACUGCUACCGGUACUACCGGCACUACCGGCGUCAACGGAGAUAUCCAGCCCGCCGCCGACUCCAUCACACCCAAUGGUGCCGGCGACCCGGAGAAGAACAAGGCAAACAACAACGCCAGCAUCGCCGAGGUCCUCAGCCGCCCGCCCCCCGGCAAGAUUGCCUACCACCACUCCCUCGCCCGCACCCGCAGCAUCCUCUCUCGCAACGUCUUCACCAUCCUCGGCAAGGACCUCAACGGCAACUACUGGGUCUCGGCCCUCGCCCACCCGGAGUGCUGGGACAAGCUCGAGAAGGAGGUCGCCAUCUCUUCCAUGGACGAGCUCAGGCGGCUCAACCCCCAGCCCAUGAACUGA